AUGAUGCUGAUCCGCUUGCUGCUUGUGACCCUGGCUCUGGGGGUUCGAGAGGACUCCGACAUAAGGCUCACGACGAACGUGAAAGAGCCGGCUGUGAACAAGGAUGGGUACAAGUGCUGUGAGAUGCGAUCCGGAGAAGGAGAGCCUGGAGACUACGGGGGCCUGUGCUUCGUGACAGACACAGAGCCCUGUAGCGAGCACGUGGCCGGCGAGAGGGACUUAACCUUUGACGAGGUCCAGAACGUACCUGACGAAGAGGUGAAGAAGAAUUGCAACACGCAAUGCACGCUGGCAGAGGUUGGAGGCUCUGCCGCGGUGCCCAGCGCAGCAGGAGCGUGA
Molecule: messenger RNA, 339 nt
Organism: Effrenium voratum
Lineage: Eukaryota; Dinophyceae; Suessiales; Symbiodiniaceae
Source: the annotation of a GenBank genome assembly